This is a messenger RNA of Closterium sp. NIES-65, 1422 nucleotides long. The record is from the annotation of a GenBank genome assembly. NCBI's taxonomy places the organism in Eukaryota, Viridiplantae, Streptophyta, Zygnematophyceae, Desmidiales, Closteriaceae.
AUGGCUACCCCUAGCGUUCUCGUCUUUGAUGCUGAGGGUAGGGCUGUUGACUUUGAGGUCUGGGUCGAUGAUCUACAGCUUUUCCUACGGUGCGAUAGAAAAGACGGUCUCUCACUGUUCGAUCUCACGUCUGGCGCCUCUGCUGCCCCUGCUGCCGAUGCUGACAGCACUGUUCGCUCACAGUGGGCCACACGUGAUGCUGCUGCCCGUCUUGCUGUGCGUAGUACCUUUCCGUCCACUGAGCGCGCGCACUUUAGUCAGUACAAGAGUGCUAAGACCUUGUACGACGCUGUAGUUGCACGCUACUCUUCCCUUGCCACUGCUGCUCUUAGCCGCCUCAUGCUGCCGUACCUGUUCCCUGACCUCGCCGCCUUUCCCACAGUCGCUGACCUCAUUACGCACCUCCACACUAGUGACACCCGCUACCGCGCUGCACUUCCUGCUGAGUUCUGCGCCAAGAACCCCCCUCCCAUGUACAUCACCCUCUACUACAUAGUCACCCGGCUCCCUGACUCCCUCCGCUCGGGGUGCUCCCCCUCCCCCAAUUUGCCCUCUGUUUCCUCUGCUGCUGCCGUCGACUUCUUUGGAGCUGCCGAGGUGGGGGUGCUGGUCCUUGUGCCCACGUCCUGCAUACCGGCGACCGCACUCGUGAGCCGCAUUGAGGCUGCUGCUCUAGGUGCUGGUGAGGCUGCUGCUCUAGGUGCUAGUGCGUCUGCUGCCCCAAGUACUGGUGCGUCUGCUCUCUUAGGUGCCCCGUCGGCUCAGGCCUUACACACCUUCACCCUUGACUCGAGUGCUUCCCGCUCCUUCUUUCAAGACCGCACCACGCUUAUGCCACUUAGUCGGUCAGUCGCGGUCUCCCUGGCGGACGCCUCUGGGGGUCCUGUCCUUGCCCACUUCUCCACUGUCUUACCGUGUCCGGGGGCCCCCUCUGGCGCCCUAUCAGGUCUCUACCUCCCCUCGUUCUCUACGAACUUGGUGAGUGGUGCUGAUCCACAGGAUGGGGGGGUUGACCAGUUCACUCCUGCGAGUCAGCGGGUGACCCACUGUACGUGUGCUCGGACGGGCCAACACUUGGCCACGUUUACCCGCGAGCCGGGGUCGAGCCUGUACACACUGACUACUGAGUCUCCUCCGGUUGCUGAGUCUGGUCAGGUAGCUGCGUCGGAUCAGGUGUUUGCUGCAGCAUCCAGGUCUGGUCCUGAGUCUGCUCCCUGCUCGUGUCGUCUCCUGUCCCACCGGACUCUCCUCUGGCACCACCGCCUUGGUCACCCCUCCCUGCCUCUUCUCCGAGGCAUGGCUUCCCGUUACCUUGUCUCUGGUCUACCCCGGUCCCUCCCUCCCCUCCCUCCGGGGCCUGCCCCUACCUGCGUUCCCUACGUCGAGGGACAGCAGCGCGCCGCCCCUCACGGACAUCCUUGA